Rhopilema esculentum is the source of this 2635-nucleotide messenger RNA. RefSeq names its product protein-associating with the carboxyl-terminal domain of ezrin. Gene Ontology annotation, molecular function: protein kinase activity; ATP binding. The record is from RefSeq and is a predicted model, not a curated record. Gene Ontology annotation, biological process: protein phosphorylation. NCBI's taxonomy places the organism in Eukaryota, Metazoa, Cnidaria, Scyphozoa, Rhizostomeae, Rhizostomatidae.
ACUAGAACAACGACAGAGUCUGCACGGAGGAUACAAAGUCCCCUGUUGGCAGAGAUAUGAGAACGAGGACGUUAACUUACUUUCAGCGUGCACUCGAGGUUUUUUGAAAUUUCAUUUUAGUGAUUUCUUGCCCUCACCACUUCAAGAGCAACCUCAGCUGGAAAAGUCCACGAUAUGACAUUUUGAUUGUACAUGUGAAUGUUAUGGGUGCUGAAUCAAGUAUUUUGAGAUCAUAUGUACUUGGAAUACCAUAUGAAAUCAGCCUAAACCAAGCUGGAAGUGCCCCUGACUCAGAUGAGUCGAAGUUGCCCGCUGGUCGUAGUGGGGAAGGAAACAAGCAUGACCUAAGUUUCAUGGUUUACCCAGGAAGACACAAGGAAGACGGUUCAGGAAUUAGUGUAUUUGUCUAUCAGAGGUCAAGAAAUGCUACGAACUGCCUUGGAUCAGCUUGUGCAGAGAUCCUUAGGGUUAUACGCCACCCAUAUAUAUUGAAGUUCAUUGGUGUCAGUGUGAGUGACAAACACAUAAAGCUUCUAACUGAAGAAAUUACGCCACUUGGACAUUGUGUCCAUAACCUGGAGUCAUUUGAGGUCGUUGCUGGCCUUCAUAAUAUUCUAGAGGCUGUUCAGUUUCUCCAUGAGAAGGGUGGUCUUGUACAUAAAAAUCUAAAUUGGUCCUCUGUUUUUGUCAGCAAACUGGAUGGCAUAUGGAAAUUAGGUGGUAUGGAAAAGGUGGAAAAAUAUUCUUUACGAGGAGCACAAGGAGAUGUUGUUGGUUUUGCAAAAUUAGCACUUUCUAUUUUGGAUUGCCAGGAUUUUGUCUCAAAUGAGGAGAGAGUCUUCAUAAGAAAAUUGGAAAAUGAAUUUUGUUCUGAGGACAAGGUCAAUGCUGAAUCAUUGAAAUUGUUAUUAGCUGAGUCGGUUUUUAGGAACAGUUACUUAGAAAUAACGAAUUUUCUGAAUUCUGUCACCAUGAAAACAGACAUGGAGAAAAAAGAUUUUUUCAGUGGGCUUGCCGAUAAAUUGCGGAAUUUAAACCCAGAGACAGUGGCAAAGAAACUUUUGCCGAAAUUAAUGUCGAAAAUGAUGCUAGCAGAGCCUAACGCAGAGAAACUUUUUAUCCCACAUCUUCUGACAUUCAAAGCAAAAGAUUCUGCGAACCGUAAUUUCGCACCAAUUUUCCCUGAGACUAUCUUUAAGAAGUACUGUAUUCCGCUGGUGUUAAAAUUGUUUCGUUCGAAGCAAACACAUGUGCGACUUGUUCUUCUGAAAUACUUGUCAUUGUUUGUGGAGGGAGUAGAGAAAGAUGAUCUUGAGUCAGAGAUUCUUCCAUUGGUUUUACUUGGUUUACGGGAUGAAAAUGAUGCAAUCGUCACUGCAACAUUUCAUGGCCUAGCUAAUCUUGUUCCCAUCCUUGGCGGAGCUGUAGUUGUUGGCGCUGAAAGAGGCAAAUUCUUUGUUGAUCAGAGUCCAAAGUUUUCGCUUGAAAGACAAAGCUCAGCAAAAGCAGCAAGACGUUCUGAACCAAUUGACGAUACUACGAUCGCAACUGGGGUUUCGAUAGCAUCUUCUGAAAGACAAGAGAUGAUGGAAAGGAGACGAGAAGAAAGGCGAAAACAGAUGGAGUUACGUAGAGAAGAAAGGGAAAGAAAGAGGAAAGAGGAGGUGGAAGCUAAUUCCAAGCAAUCUUGUGAAGCUGAUAUGAAGAUAGAGGGAGCUCCGAAAGAGACAGUAAAAACAAAAUCUGUUUCCUUUGAAGCAGAUCAAACAAAACGGCACGAAGAAUCAGAGCCAGACUGGGAAGGGUUUGAGGCCUUUUCUUCAGGCAGUGCGUCAGACGAGGAGCGUCGAUUCGGAAAGUUGAAGCCCACAUUAUCUGCCGAAAAUCUUCUGAUGAUGUCGAAAGGUUCAUUGGAAAUUCCGAAUGAAACACCAAUAGGGGAGACUCAGAAUAGAGUGCCAGAACUGCACCAAAUAUUCACUAGUAAAGCCUUGGUGCUUGGAACUAAAAAGAAAGGAGGCCUAAAAAUUGAGUCUCAAUAUAACAGAUCGGAUUCAUUAAACUCCAGUGCGUCAAAAGACUCGGAUAGUUUUAACCAGACAGAUUUGUACAACCACGCUAUUCAAAUACCACCUAGAGCAAAGACUUUGGAGAGGAAAUCACAGCCUCUUAAAAAGGAAGACAAAAAAGAACUAGGUGGAGAAUUUGAAAUUGCAGUUGUGAAAAAUACAGAACCAGAUUUUUUCGCAGACAUGACACCAGAUUUGUCACAAUCGAAGACAGUUUUAAUUGAAAAGAAAACUCCUGCUGUGAGUGCAAAAUUUGAAGCUGCGGAUUUUGAUGACAAGAGCCCUUCAGGAUGGGAUGAUGAUGACUGGUGAAUGGUGGUCUUGUUCUUUGCGUUAGGGCUACAUCCACGAGUUACUCCUCAUCUCCUCACGUGCAUCUCAAAAGUCUCUUUUAAGUGACAAUCAAAUCAAAAAGAUUAUUGUUCAGAAUUAUGAAUACGCAUAUAUUUCAUUUAAUUAUUCCAUAAAAUCAUUCAGAAUUCUAUUAAAGCUUCCAGAUAUGACACUCUUACUGUGAAUCGUCAUAUUUCUGUCAAGCGUUCAUUUAAGUUUAUGUUACUGUUAAA